AUGCCCUACGAUCCAUCAGCCCUUAGUGACGAGGAGGCCGCCUCGGAUGUCGAACUUGACGCUCGCUCGGCUACCUCCAGCACUAAGAAGCAGUCUCGCGACAAAAAGUCCGCCAAAUACACGAUUCCUGAGCCCGAGGACUUCGACGACGAGGAACAAAAUGGCGAAGACGCUGAGGAGGGCGCUGAAGACGACGAGGAAGGCGAUGUCGAGGAGGAUGUCUACGUCGUGGAGGAAAUCCUCGACCACAUGCUCAACGACGAUAAUGAGCCACUCUUCCUUGUGAAGUGGGAGGGUUAUGAGAAGAAGUCUGACCAGACAUGGGAACCUGAGGACACGUUGAGAGAGGGCGCGUCGGAGAGGCUGAAGGAAUAUUUCAUCAAGAUCGGUGGUCGCGAGAAGAUCUUUGAGGCGGCGGCCGCCGCUCAAAAGUCCAAGAAGCGCGGCAGGCCGUCUUCCAACUCUGGCACCCCGCAAGUAAGCAGCAACAAGCGGUCGCGGAAUAACGGUGACCAUCCCCUGGAUUCGGAUGAGCCACAGACAGCGAAGAACGCCGCUUGGAAGCCUCCAGCGGGAAGCUGGGAGGAACACAUUGCUCAGCUCGAUGCCUGCGAAGAUGAGGAUACCCACAAGCUCAUGGUUUAUUUGACGUGGAAGAAUGGCCAUAAGACCCAGCAUACAACCGAUGUCAUUUACAAGAGGUGUCCCCAAAAGAUGCUCCAAUUCUAUGAGCGACAUGUCAGGAUCAUCAAGAGGGAUCCGGACUCCGAGGACCGCGAGGCUAGCGUCUCGCACUAG
This is a messenger RNA of Sordaria macrospora k-hell, 798 nucleotides long. RefSeq lists its product as uncharacterized. Gene Ontology annotation, biological process: chromatin organization; negative regulation of transcription by RNA polymerase II. Lineage: Eukaryota; Fungi; Ascomycota; Sordariomycetes; Sordariales; Sordariaceae. The record is from RefSeq and is a predicted model, not a curated record. Gene Ontology annotation, cellular component: pericentric heterochromatin; nucleus. Gene Ontology annotation, molecular function: chromatin binding.